AUGGACCACAUUGAUCUCUUUGAAGAAAUCUGCUCAACAACAAGAACCAAUGGAAUUCCCGAAGAUUACUUGAAGUGUAAGCUUUUUCCUUUCUCUCUAGCCGACAAGGCUCAUAGAUGGUUAAAGUCUCUACCUCCUGGAUCGAUUACUAGCUGGGAAGGAUGCAAGUCAGCCUUUCUCAACCACUUCUACACAAAGUCUAGAUCCAAUUCUCUUUGCAACAAGCUGCAAAGUUUUCAACAAGGACCGGUCGAAUCUUUUUAUGAAGCAUGGGAACGUUUCAAGGACUAUGAACGUGACUGCCCCCAUCAUGGUUUUGCUCAAGGUAACCUCUUAAGUACUUUCUAUAGAGGAUUACACCCUAAGUAUCAACUUUCACUCGACACAGCCAGCAAUGGAGAUUUCACUACGAAGACCGUUCAAGAAGGACGAGCUCUUAUCGACAACCUUGCCGCAAGUAGUAGCAACACUUGCACCGAUUUUGAUAGAACCAUCCGUUCUAGCAAUUCCGACGCUAAGGAGAUUGCUGACCUUAAGAACAUGAUGAACCAACUUCUAAGGAACCAACAACGCGGAGUAAACUCUUGUGAGAUUAUUAACAAUGGAAACAUGGAGCCUUUCCAAGAAGAUUCUUAUGACCAAGAAGAAGAAGUCAACUAUGUUGGUGCUCAAGGAUACUACAAAAACCGAGGGUACAACAACAACUUCAACAACAACUUUAGAAACACUUCUAACCUUUCUUAUAGGAACCCAAAUGUGGAGAAUCCCCAAGAUCAGAACUAUCCUCAGCAAGCUAACCGCUUUCAAGGCAACAACUUCGGUGGAAACAACAACAAUAACUUUCAGCCGAGUGCCCAAUUCAACAACAACAAGCCACCUUUCCAAUCCGGACCAGCCCAGGCGCCUUCCUCUCAAGCCGAUGCUAACGUCGACAUAAAGAUGCAAGAACUCCUUGUUGCUUUUCAAAAGCAAUCAAGAGAUAUCAACUCAAGGAUGGACAACAUCUAUACCAAACUGAAUGGGAAGUUUGAAAGCAUUUCUAUUCAUGUUAAGAAGCUUGAAACCCAAGUUGCUCAAACUGCUAAUGUCGUUCCACGCCAAGUUGGUGUACUUCCAGGAAAACCCGAAGAGAAUCCUAAAGGAUAUUGCAAUGCUAUCUCAGCCGUACCAGCCCUCACUUGCCAUGAAGCCAAACCUACGGUACCACUAUUUGACUCUUAUGAAGACAUUAUUCGUAUGACAUGUCCAUUUGAUGAAGAAACCGCAAGCCACUACCCCUUAAGGAGACUACCUAAAGCUGAAGACCCUGGACGUUUUGUUUGCUCAUACUCCAUAACAAGCAUUGAAUUCUCUAACUCUCUUUGUGAUUCUGGUGCUAAUGUUAAUGUUAUGUCAAGAAGUGUAGCCGAUACACUAGGAUUACGAGAUAUAUCGCCAUCCAACCUCAGUUUAGUCUUUGGAGACUCAUCACAAAAGGUUCCCGACGGAUUUGUUCAAGACCUACAACUUGUAGUAGGAGAUUGCAUAGUCCCUACCGAUUUUCACAUCCUAGAUAUGGAAGACAAGACCGAGACACCAUUGAUUUUAGAAAGACCAGUCCUAGCUACUGUUGGAGCUAUCAUCGACCACAAGUCAAAGAGAACAACCUUUGCUAACAUCAACAAGAAGAAGUCAUAUCCGACUAUCUCCAAGCCAAAGCCAUGGCCGACCUACUCGCUACAUGAAGAGCUGAUGGAUCCUAACAUCGACAAGAUGAAGCAAUUCGACCAUUCAGCAUCCACAAGUACCAACAACCUGCUACCCAAGCAACCUAAACCGCCUAAGCCACCACAAAUUUCCAAGAUCAAGAUCAUAGUUCCUCCUGAGCUAAGCAAUGAGAGCAAGGAACAGAUCCAAGAAAUGAUAAGGCAUACUAAAGAAGUUCUUCUUCAUGCAAAAGUUUUUGAAACUUCUGCAAAAGGACAACUUGUUAUUGAAGCUGGAGCAGACUAUCAAGAUAUCAAAGGAGCCGAAGGAGCAUUGAUUCCCGAAGCUGACCUUUCUCAAGCCUAA
Camelina sativa (false flax) is the source of this 2052-nucleotide messenger RNA. NCBI's taxonomy places the organism in Eukaryota, Viridiplantae, Streptophyta, Magnoliopsida, Brassicales, Brassicaceae. The record is from RefSeq and is a predicted model, not a curated record.